Molecule: messenger RNA, 2037 nt
Organism: Electrophorus electricus (electric eel)
Lineage: Eukaryota; Metazoa; Chordata; Actinopteri; Gymnotiformes; Gymnotidae
Gene: smad9
Product: SMAD family member 9
Biological process (GO): regulation of transcription by RNA polymerase II; cell differentiation; transforming growth factor beta receptor signaling pathway
Cellular component (GO): heteromeric SMAD protein complex
Molecular function (GO): DNA-binding transcription factor activity, RNA polymerase II-specific; I-SMAD binding; RNA polymerase II cis-regulatory region sequence-specific DNA binding
Source: RefSeq, a predicted model, not a curated record
CGCACUUAACUAAUCCAUCACAUGUGUUUCCGACAGCGACACCGUUCAGAGUCUUAGAAAUAAAUGAAUAAAUGAGCCGGUGUCCCCGGGGAUGUAGCUGUCCGUCCGCGGAACAGUGAAGCGUGCUGGGUAGUGAAGCCCGUCAGCUCGCAGACUGAGCGACGCCAGCCUUCUAAGGAGCCACUGCCCGGGAGAAUGGUGGAGCGCACUGGCUGAAAGGAUGUAUUCCAGUCCAUCCUGCCUCAACCCAGUCCGAGCCUUGCCUUGUGCCCAGGAGCCCCAUGCACUCCGCCACAUCCAUCACAUCCCUGUUCUCCUUCACCAGCCCGGCCGUGAAACGCCUGCUGGGCUGGAAGCAGGGCGACGAGGAGGAGAAGUGGGCGGAGAAGGCCGUGGACUCGCUGGUGAAGAAGCUGAAGAAGAAGAAGGGCGCCAUGGAGGAGCUGGAGCACGCGCUGAGCUGCCCGGGGCAGCCCAGCAAAUGCGUGACCAUCCCGCGCUCGCUGGACGGCCGUCUGCAGGUGUCGCACCGCAAGGGCCUGCCGCACGUCAUCUACUGCCGCGUGUGGCGCUGGCCCGACCUGCAGUCGCACCACGAGCUCAAGGCCCUCGACUGCUGCGAGUUCCCCUUCGGCUCCAAGCAGAAGGACAUCUGCGUGAACCCCUACCAUUACCGCCGCGUGGAGACGCCAGUGCUGCCGCCGGUCCUGGUGCCGCGCCACAGUGAGUUCAACCCUCAGCACAGCCUGCUGGCCAAGUUCCGCAACGCCUCCCUUCACAACGAGCCACUCAUGCCCCAGAAUGCCACCUUCCCGGACUCCUUCCCCCCGCUGCCCUGCGCCUCCUUCUCCUCCUCGCCAUCUAACUCUGUCCAGUCUCCCGCCGCUCACAGCUACCCCAGUUCCCCGAGCAGCCCCUCGGACCCCGCUAGUCCCUAUCAGAUCACAGCAGAGACUCCACCUCCUCCAUACAGCAUGAUGGAAACCAGCCCUCCAGAGGAUGUGAAGCCAGCUGAGGCAUCCAGCCCUGCUAAACUCAUCCUGUCAGCCCCGCACAGAGACAUGCGGCCAGUGUGUUACGAGGAGCCGGAGCACUGGUGUUCCGUGGCCUACUAUGAGCUCAACAACCGAGUGGGCGAGACCUUCCACGCCUCCUCACGCAGCAUCCUGGUCGACGGCUUCACUGAUCCCUCCAACAACAAGAACCGCUUCUGCCUGGGCCUGCUCUCCAAUGUCAACCGCAACUCCACCAUCGAGCACACCCGCCGGCACAUCGGCAAAGGAGUGCACCUGUACUACGUGGGUGGGGAGGUGUAUGCAGAGUGCCUGAGUGACAGCAGUAUUUUCGUCCAGAGUCGGAACUGUAACUACCAGCACGGCUUCCAUGCCACCACCGUCUGCAAGAUCCCCAGUGGCUGCAGCCUCAAGAUCUUCAACAACCAGCUGUUUGCCCAGCUGCUGUCCCAGUCAGUCAACCACGGCUUCGAGGUGGUCUACGAGCUCACCAAGAUGUGCACCAUCCGUAUGAGCUUUGUCAAGGGCUGGGGUGCAGAAUACCACCGUCAGGAUGUCACUAGCACCCCCUGUUGGAUUGAGAUACAUCUACAUGGGCCUUUGCAGUGGCUUGACAAAGUUCUUACCCAAAUGGGAUCCCCACAUAACCCCAUCUCAUCUGUGUCCUAACACUGUAUAUACACUCAGUAACCCAUACCACAUCCAGAGGAUCAGUACCAGAGAAGGCAGCAUUGAACCCUCUCAUUUUCAGUAGAGGUUUAUGGUACAAGUGGGUUAUCAGCACCUGAUGACAUACCAAGACAUGCUUUUAAAAGCAUCUUGUGCAGCUAAGAGGCAAAAUAUAUGUUAAGAAUUUUUUUUUAUUAUCAUGGUCACUAUUCCAUAGUCUGAUAUCAGUUCUGUACAAUUAAAGACAGCAACAUAAAUAAUAAGUUAACAAAAGAGGACAGAAAGAUGAUGCAUCAGUGGUAGCAAUGUUAAGUUGGAGUUUGCUUUGGCAACAUAAAUUGUGACUGCUAUAACA